Messenger RNA from Phycomyces blakesleeanus NRRL 1555(-), 3424 nucleotides. RefSeq lists its product as hypothetical. Lineage: Eukaryota; Fungi; Mucoromycota; Mucoromycetes; Mucorales; Phycomycetaceae. Gene Ontology annotation, cellular component: cytoplasm. The transcript is spliced from 14 exons. Gene Ontology annotation, molecular function: NEDD8 activating enzyme activity. The record is from RefSeq and is a predicted model, not a curated record. The coding region runs from base 64 to 1662 and encodes 532 amino acids. Gene Ontology annotation, biological process: protein neddylation.
GCUUUGCUUUGCCUUUCUUUAUAUAUUCUACCUUUUUCUUUAUUUUUUUUAAAAGAAAAAAAAAUGUCGGUUUCCGCGCCUUUGAUUGACUUGAAAACCCAGAAAUACGACAGACAAUUACGUUUGUGGGCUGUUACUGGUCAAACUGCAUUGGAACAUGCCAACAUUUGUCUAUUGAAUGCCACGUCUACUGGUUGUGAGAUUCUCAAGAAUCUGAUUUUACCAGGUGUUGGUAGUGUUACAGUGGUAGACGCCAAUUUAGUUCAAGAGGAAGAUAUGAAAACCAAUUUCUUCCUUGAGCCUGCAAGUCUCGGCCAACCAAAGGCAAAGGCAGUUGUUGAAUUACUCCAGGAACUCAAUGAAGAUGCCUCUGUUACAUUUACUAUCAAAGAACCUAGGGAUGUUAUUCAUGAAGACAAGGCUUUCUUUGAUCCUUUUACCAUGAUUAUUGCUACAAACCUACAUGAAAGAGAAAACAUGGAAUUGGCAGAUUUGUGUGAGAAAACCAACAAGACAUUAGUUAUUGUUAAAUCCAAGGGGUUAGUUGGUAUUUUCCGUAUACAAGGACCUGAACAUCCAGUUAUCGAAACACAUCCAGAAAACCCUGUUGAUCUUCGGCUCGGAAACCCUUUUGCUCAAUUGAAGCAGUACUCAAACAGCUUCGACCUUGACGAAUUAGAUCAAACAGAUCAUGCUCACGUUCCAUUUAUUGUUGUGAUCCUGCAAGCAGUCGAAAAAUGGAAAAAGGAGGCAAAGCCUCAAAGUUACAGUGAACGUAAUGAGAUUAAAGCAAUCAUUCGUAAAGGUAUGCGUACCUCUGACGAAGAGAACUAUGAAGAGGCCAUAGCCAACAUCUGGCGACUUGCUCCCUCUUCUAGCAGUGUAUAUGUGCGCCAAGUAUUUGAAGAUCCUGCUUGCAACAACAUUACAGCACAGUCCGAACAUUUCUGGAUAGUUGCAAGAGCUGUGAGAGACUUUUUUGAAAACGAAGGACAUGGCCGAUUGCCAUUGCCAGGAAAGCUACCUGAUAUGAAAUCUGACACAACAAAUUAUGUUGCUCUCCAGAAUGUCUAUCGAGACAAGGCAAAGAAGGAUUUGGCUGCAGUAAUUGGUCAUGUAAAUGCUCUACUAAAGGCAAAUGAUAUCCCAGAGAAUAGCAUAUCUCAAGAUAUGAUCGAAAGCUUCUGCAAGAACUCUGCACACAUCAAGGUAGUCCGCUACAGAUCUCUUGAGGAUGAAAGAGUUAAAAACCCCGAGACAGACAAGAUUGUAACCUGGUUAGAGAAUGAAGACAACAUGAGCUAUUACAUGGUGUAUCGUGCUGCUGAUUUAUUCCAUGAAAAGCACAAAAGAUGGCCUGGAUCUCGAGGUGGAGAUAAUCUUGAGGAUGUGAAGCUUUUAAGAAUAGAGGUCGCAAAAGUAUUGGGAAGCUUGCAGAUCACUAAAGAGAAAUCUGACAUUCUUUUGCAACAGCAAGCAAUGGAAAAUGCAAUUACAAACUAUGUUCGAUUUGCUAAUCGCGAGACAGCAAAUCUGUCCGCUCUCAUUGGAGGCCUUGCUGCUCAAGAGGUUAUCAAGUUGAUCACACGCCAAUAUAUUCCCAUUAACAACACGUGUGUGUUCAACGGAAUCUCUUCGACUAGCGCUAUAUUUGAAUUGUAAUAUUGGAUGUACCAUAUAAAACUCUCUUACCCAUGAUUUUAUACUUGUCUUUAUUUUGAGCACGAAUAUUAAGACAAAGUGAUACAAAAAAAUGCUAUCCUUUAUAUAUAUAUUUAUUUAUAUGUAUAUGUAUAUGUAUAUUUAUAUUUAUAUUUCUAUGUGUAUGUUCUGUGAAUUAUUAUUUGUCUCAAUACAUAUACAUAAGUGGGGUACACACAAACACACACAUACUAUGGAUCUUCCUACACAUUGGUUUAUCAUAAUUUAGACGACCUUUGUACCCUCUGCUUUUGUCGCAACACAGGCAGUAAGAGCAGCUCCAACACCACUACCGUCCUUGGCAAGGCCUAAUCGAAUCUUUGUGCGAAUAUCUGAAUGUUCAGGGAACAGCUCCUGAAGUGCUUCAUACAUUCUUGUCUUGAAAGAAGGAUAAAACUCGAAAAGAGAGCCAUCGAUGCCGAUAUCCACGCCUUCGUCCGGGAUUCCACAGUGGGAUACGAUACCUGCGAUUGCAGUUGCUGCCAAUCUUGCGGCUCUCUUUCCUACCAGCUCAGAUACUUUCUUGACAAUUCUGCACUCAACAACCGACACAUUACUCAGAUUGAGACUUGUGUCCAAAACCUCUUUUGUCUGUGAAAGAUUCUCUGUGUCAUCCUCCUCAAUUUUGGACAUAAACGAAGUCUCGAAUGCCCACAUGGUUGAGAUUUCCUUGGACCAGACAUUGGGGUUAAAAGUACCCUUGGGGCUGAAGAGCAGCUCGCGAUCGAUCAUGUCUACCAAGACAUUGCGGACAAUCUCGCCCAAGUACAUACCAGAGAUCAUCUUCUCGAAUAUCUGGCUAUGGGGGUUGAUCGAUUCACGAUCGAGCUUGUUGUCAAAACGGGUGAGAGGAAGUGCCUGGCGCUCGUUGUCAAACGCACCAAAUUCCAUAUUGAUGAUCAUCUCGGGCGACUUGGUGGGCCCAUCCUUCCACUUUUUGAUAUUGGAAAUCUUUUCGAUGUACGCACCAUUGGCACCUGUUCCGAGGAUCAAACCGGCCAAUGUGUUGGGUUUGUUGUAUGCAUUGGACAAAAGUGUUCCAACUGUGUCGUUCACGAGGGCAGAUACUUUAACGGGUAAGUGCUUUCUCAAAAGAGCAUCCUGAAGAAGCAUGACAGGAUCCUUUCCAAUUGCGCCUGUGCAUGCGAACCCUUUGGUCCAUUGAGAUAAGGUACCGCGGUUGAUCUUUGUUUGGAGAACUGGGAAUGAAAAUGUGUAACCGAGCGGGAGUUCGGAUUCCUUGUCUUCGAGACCCUGCUCCGUAAGGAAGGUGUCGAUGCAUUCGGCAAUAUAAUCACACAAAUUACGCAUAGGACCGUUCUUAAGGGCAUCAGAUACUCUGGCCUUUGUCGACACAGUCUUGAAUUUUCCCUCCCCUUCCAAAGUAACCAGUACAACGCGCAGAUUGGUACCUCCCAAAUCCAACGCGAGAAACUGGCCGCGCUCAUGGCCUGUCAAACGACCUUCCACGUAAGAGGGAAUCAUGGCAACUGUGCAACCUUCUUUUUCGAGACCUUUGUCCAUCUCUUUCAUAAAUCGAGUUCUGAUUUUACAAAGAUGUUCUGUAGUCAGACUGAAUUCAUUGAUGAUAUUCUUCAUGUAUUCUUCCUGUGCCGGAGAUCCACCGAUCUCUUUGAUUUCUGUCGCUUCUUGGGCAUCAGAGAAAGGCAUCUUGAUAUUAGAUUUUUUAUGAUUAUUUAGAGAAAAAGAAAGAGAGAGAAAU